UUUCCCCUCAAAAAAAAAAAGGUCGUGUGUGUGUUCUCUCGUUUGUUUUCUCCCUGACGCCUCGCCUCCCUCCGGUUCCGCCGCCGAGCCGAAGCCAACUACCGCCGCCGCAGCAGCGCCGGCGAGGUCGCAAGAGGUUACGUUGAGGAUGGCGUCGAGAAGUUCCGCGAGCGAAGCUGGCGGUUCAGGGGCUAAAGUUGUGGCUGCAGAUGAAACACUGCCAGCAUCUGGAAAUGCUGAUGGAUCACAGCAUCAGGUUCACGAUACUGACACAAAAUCUCGUGUGGAGGAUGUUUGGAAGAAAAUGAACAGUGGUUUACCUGCUAAGAUGCCCAAACCUGCAAUGAAUAAGCUAAAUACAGCAGCAAAAGAAAAGAAAAGUAAACCGACAAAUAAUUGGAUGACCGUUUUGGGCAUGUCAACAAGUAAGGCUUCUAUACAGGAUCAGGUCACAAAAAAUGGGCAACAGCAGACACAACACGAGACAAGUGAGGAUGCCAAAACACUUGCAGCAAAUGCUCUUGCAGCUGUCAGAGAUGCUGCUGCCGCUGCAUCUGGAAGAGGGAAAGUGGAGAUAACUGAGGUAAGGGACUUUGCCGGCAAGGAUAUUGAAAUCAAGAAACUUGUGGAUGCCGAUUCAAAAGAAGCGGUCGAGAAGGCUAAGGCAGCAGGUGCGUCCCCAUCUGCUGUCGACAAUAUUCUUGAGCAGAUAAGGAAGAAACAGAAGCUGAGUGUCCUUGACAAGACGAAGAAAGACUGGGGAGAGUUCAAGGUAGAGAACAAGGGCGUGGAGGAGGAGCUGGGCGCGUACAAGAAGAGCUCGAACCAGUACCUUGAUAGGCAGUCAUUCUUGCAGAGAGCUGAUUACAGAGAGUUUGAGCGUGAGAGGGAUGCACGGUUGUCGAUGAUGGCGAAGCGCAAAAGCGAAAAUAUGCAGGAUGAUGACAUGUAGACUUCUGGAAAAGAAGUGUAAUUGUGGCUCUUUGCCCUUUGUGAUGUAUACAUUCUUUUGUGGGAGUGGUGGAAACGUUAUUUGUCAUGCCUUGUUUUCUUGUUUUUUCAAUCUCUUGAUCAGUGUGAAUGAAGAAGGCCUAAGUAUAUCUGUCAA
Molecule: messenger RNA, 1108 nt
Organism: Brachypodium distachyon (stiff brome)
Lineage: Eukaryota; Viridiplantae; Streptophyta; Magnoliopsida; Poales; Poaceae
Product: craniofacial development protein 1
Exons: 5
Coding region: 149-952 (267 amino acids)
Source: RefSeq, a predicted model, not a curated record